Penicillium vulpinum is the source of this 399-nucleotide messenger RNA. RefSeq lists its product as uncharacterized. The transcript has a single exon. The coding region runs from base 1 to 399 and encodes 132 amino acids. NCBI's taxonomy places the organism in Eukaryota, Fungi, Ascomycota, Eurotiomycetes, Eurotiales, Aspergillaceae. The record is from RefSeq and is a predicted model, not a curated record.
AUGGCUACCAGCGGCACUACUUAUGGUCCUGAUGGCAGUGGCCGAAAUGACGAUGAAGAAAUUCAAGAUACUAGCUCCCGCCGGAGUGCCUCGGAGACACUCGCUACUGUUGCCAUCGUUGUAAGUCAGCCUGACACCGCGCCCGGCAUCGAUCCCACCACGGAGACGGUCGAUCCAACUGCUGAUCCUGUUAUCGAGCCUACGGGCAACAACACUGUCACCAGCACCGUCACCCACACUGGUGACAAUGUAGUUAACCACUCCGGUAACUGCACUGGCGAUAACGCAGUGAACACUAGCAUCACCCACAGCGGUAACCACGCCAGCCACACUGGUGGUCACACCAAUCACGUUGUCACCGUCAAUAUCACCGUCAGCAACACGAUUGCUCCAAGCUAG